This is a messenger RNA of Oncorhynchus kisutch (coho salmon), 4448 nucleotides long. It is a transcript of the gene cmn, whose product is annotated as calymmin. The transcript has 50 exons. Bases 67 to 3909 code for a protein of 1280 amino acids. The record is from RefSeq and is a predicted model, not a curated record. Lineage: Eukaryota; Metazoa; Chordata; Actinopteri; Salmoniformes; Salmonidae.
AGUGCUGGAGCCGGAGUGCCCAAUGGAAACGGUGCCAAACCCAAUGGUUAUGGUGCUCCUGCAGCUAUGUCCAAUGGAAAUGGUGCUAAACUCAAUGGUUAUUAUGGUGCUCCUGCAGCUGUGCCUAAUGGAAAUGGUGCUAAACCCAAUGGAUAUGGUGCUCCAGCUGCUGUACCCUAUGGUCAAAGGUCAAAAGGCUAUAGUGCUCCAGCUGCUGUACCCAAUGGAAAUGGUCAAAAAUCAAAAGGUUAUGGUGCUCCUGCAGCUGUGCCUAAUGGAAAUGGUGCUAAGGCUAAUGGUUAUGGUGCCGGUGUGCCUAAUGGCAAUGGACAAGGAGCUAAACACAAUGGUUACGGUGCUGCUCCAGCUGCUGUGCCCAACGGACAAGGAGCUAAGCACAAUGGUCAAGGAGCUGGAGCUGGUGCACCCAAUGGACAUGGUGUUCCGAAUCCAAAUGCUGGCAUGAAAGGACCCAUGAAAGGAUACGGCCGACCACCUUUUGGUGCAGGUGCUUCUCUUGGAGUGGGGACUCGAAAGGGUCUGGGGGUACCUCAACUAGCUACAAACAGGAGGGGAGUGUAUGGCAGCAAUGGGUAUGGCGGUAAUGGAUAUGGCUCACAGCCAAUGAAUGGCUACAGGCCAAAUGGUGCCUAUGCCAGGGCUGGUCUUGGCCUGGGUGGUGGCCUCUCGGCUGGAUACUCUAAUGGAGGAGGCCAAAAAAGACCCACGCAGGGUUACGGCGGUCCCAAUGGACAAGGUGUUAAACCCAAUGGUUAUGGUGCUCCUGCAGCUGUGCCAAAUGGAAAUGGUGCUAAAAAAAACAAAGGCUAUGGUGCUGGAGCUGAUGUGCCAAAUGGACAAGGUGCCAAACCCAAUGGUUAUAGUGCUGGAGCUGGUGUACCCAAUGGACAAGGAGCUAAACCCAAUGGUUAUGGUGGUGUACCCAAUGGAUAUGGUCCCAGACCCAGUGGGUAUGGAUAUCCCAAUGGUGGGGCAAAGGCACCCAAACCAGGUUAUGGUGCUGGAGCUGGUGUGUCCAAUGGACAAGGAGCUAAUGGUUAUGGAAAUGGAUCACCUCAACCUCAAAAUACUAAAGGUGUUGGAGCAGGUGCACCCAUUGGAGGAACUGAAGCGUCAAAUGGAGGAGCUAAAGCACCAAAUGGUGGGUAUGGGGUUCCUGCUGGUGUACCCAAUGGACAUUUGGCUAAAGUAGUCAAUACUGGUUACGGCAUGCCAAAUGGAUACGGCAUGCCAAAUGGAUACAGCAUGUCAAAUGGUCAAGGUACUAAAGGUGUUGGUGCACCGAAUGGAAAGGGCCCCAAAGGUGAAGUUCUUACUCCUGAAGCACUAAGCCUUGCACCAGCACCUGAGCCAGGACUUGUAGUACCUGUGCCAACAAAGGGUGUAGCUCUAAUCUUUCCACAAGGGAAGACAUACCCUAAGCCAGCACCAGUUCCACAAGGGAAGCUUUUCACUAAGCCAGUACCUAUAGUACCACAGGCAAAGAGUCCAAAGACAGCGCCACAGCCAGCACCGGUUCCACAAGGAAAGACAUACUCUAAGCCCGCACUAGAGCCAGCAAUGGUUCCACAAGGGAAGACAUACGCUAAGCCAGCACCAAAGUUAGCACCUGUCGUUCCCCAAGGAAAGCCGUGCCCUAACAAAGCACCAGAGGCAGCACCAGUUCCACAAGGGAAGACAUACCCGAAGCCAGCCCCAAAGCCAGCAGCUGUAGUACCACAGGCAAAGAGUCCGAAGCCAGCGCCAGUUCCACAAGGGAUGCCGUACCAUGAGCCAGCACCUGUCGUUUCACAAGGGAAGCCGUACCCUGAGCCAGCACCUGUCGUUUCACAAUGGAAGCCGUACCCUGAGCCAGCACCUGUCGUUUCACAAUGGAAGCCGUACCCUGAGCCAGCACCUGUCGUUUCACAAUGGAAGCCGUACCCUAUGCCAGCACCUGUGGUUCCACAAGGAAAGACGUACCCUAAACUAGCACCAGAGCCAGCCUCACAGGCAAGAAGUCCAAAGCCAGUGGCACCAGCCGUGCCUCAAGGAAAGAGUCUCAAAGUACCAGACAUCGGUUAUGGUCCAGGAGCUGGUGUCCCCUUUGGCUUGGGUGCUAAACCCAAUGGUUACGGAGGAGGAACUGGUGUAAACGGAGGUGGUGCCCCCAAUGGCUAUGGUGCAAAACCCAAUGGUUACGGUGUCGGAGCCGGUGCACCGAACGGACGUGGAGCCAACCCCAAUGGUUAUGGUGCAGGAGCUGGUGUACCAAAUGGAGGUGGUGUCCCCAAUGGCUAUGGUGCUAAACCAAAUGGUGAUGGUGCUGUUGCAGGAGGCUAUAAUCCUGUUGCUGCUGGCUAUGGAUAUGGACCUGGAGCAGGUGAAAAUCCUUUCGCAGGGAAGCCCAAACAACAUAGUGGUUAUGGUCAAGGUGUCUACCAUGGAGCUGGUUAUGGAUAUGGUGCAGCUGCAAAUGGAAAUGGCUACGGUGCACCUGCAAUUGGUGUGCCUGCUGGUAUGGAGGGAAAAUCAGGUGGGGUUGGUGCAGGACUUGGAGAGCCUGCAAAUGGCGGCAAAUAUGGUGGUUCCGGACCUUAUGGCGGAGCUCCAAUCAUUCCUGCUGGACUGGAUGGAACAAGUCACUUUGAACCUCAACCCGCUGGCCUACGUCCUGAUGGGAAAUCAGGUGGAAUAUAUGGUGGAUUGGGUGGGCCAUAUGGUGGUCAGCCCCUCGGAAUGGGCCCAGAGGCAACAUCUCAGACCAAAUAUGGCAUUGGGGGGUUGCCAUUUGGUGGUCAACCCCUCGGAUUGGGGACUGAUGGUGCAGGCAAGUAUGGAAAUGGUGAGAUCGCCAACGCACCUGGACCUGAUGUUGGCAAGUCAGUUGGUAAAUACGGAAAUGGUGGUCUACCCUAUGGAUCUCAGACUCUUGGAUUGGGUGCCGAAUCCAAAUCCUCUGGAAAAUACGGCGGGCUAGGCACUGGAAUGGGAGGGGAUCCUGCACCUGGAAAAUAUGGAUAUGGUGCACCCUACAAUGGGCAACGUCUUGGCCUAGGGGGUGAUCCUGGGAAAUCAGCUGGCAAAUAUGGCUAUGGAGAGAUGCCAUACGAGCCUCAGCCUCUUGGACUUGGCCCCGAUUCUGGUAAAUCGAAUGGAAAAUAUGGACAGGGUGGGUUGCCAUACGAGCCUCGCCCUCUUGGGCUCGGUCCAGAUGCUGGAAAAUCUGCAGGCAAAUAUGGGGGCGGUGCACCAGAAUCCUAUGCACCAGAACCUCUUGGCCUUGGUGGUGAAGGACAGAAAUCUGCUGGGAAAUAUGGUAACCUUGGACCAUACGAACCACAGACCCUUGGAUCAGUCACUGAUGGCAAAUCCACCGGACAAUACGAAAAUCCUAUGCCUUAUGAGCCUUUGCCCCUCGAAUCAGAGACUGUCGGAAAGUCAUACGAGAGAUUAGGAGAAAUAGCACCAGCACAACCUACUAGACUUGAAGAAGAGGGAAAAUCUACUGACAAAUAUGGCAAUGGGGGAUAUAUAAAUGGACAAGUUCAGCCAGAAGUUGUCUCCUUCCCCCCAGCUCCCACUCCUUGGCCCUCCAUCUCCUAUCCCCCCAUCCCCUCAUUUGUGCCCGUAGUGUCCUUCUUCCCCCCCGAGGCCCCUGCCGCAGCUGUUUCAGAGGCCCCACCCAAGCCUGUGGGCACUGCCAGCCUCUCCCUUGCAUCUGCGCCCAGCACCCAAAUGAAAGCCCCGCCACACGGGCCUGACACUGCGUUGCUUCAGCCACCGCACCAGAUAAACAUUCAGCAGCACCUCAAGCUGCACAUUCACCCGCAGGGCAAAUCAUGGCGAGGAGGUGCAAAGGAGAAGAAAUAUGAAUUAACAGGAUUCUUUGGGAAUAGUGGAUACUAAGGUUGACCAGGGUGACGGUGGCCAUUUACAGCAUUUAACUUCACUAGAUUUUUUUGACAUUGCUGUUGUUGUUUAUAUUUGUUUUAAUUCCCUUUUUAAUUGAUCUCUAGUUUUUGUAUAAUUAUUCAUAUCUCUCUGUCCAUGCCAAACCGGUCCUACCUGACAUAUUUUUUUAAUAGUUUUCAUGCCAUGUCUGUAAUAUCACUAGAACUAAGAAAACACACAUUUAAGUCUUGCUAGGGCAUACCUUCUUUGUAGUUUAUAUUUUCUACAAAUGUAUCUUGAUUAUGUGUCUGUCUUAUUUCAUUUCGUAACCACCUGUCUUACUCCACUUACUGGAUAAGGUGAAUCAUGUUUUGAGAGUUUGUGUGCUACAAAUAUUUAAUGUGUUGAUUGAAUCAAUCCAGUUUUUGUCUGCAUAGUUUUAUAAACUCAAACUCAAACAAAUGUAUUUUGUAUGGGAAAGUUUUUUUUAAUUUUUUACUACCUGUGGCAAACACCUGUACAUUUUUGGACAGUUUUGAUGGAAUAAAAACAGA